GAGGCUCUUUCUGACCAGUGGCUUUGAUCAGAUAAGAGGUUCAAGCGGACACAUUCUUCUGCAGUUUGCAAGUGAAGCCACAUUUUGAAUGAUGGAUUGUUCAGAGGAGGUUCAGUCUGUGUCUGAGGAGCCCAGCGCUCAAAUGGAGCUAAAAAAGGGAAUGUCGAUUUUCAUUGAUAUUUUGCGGAGAGCUGAUAAAAACGACGAUGGAAAGCUGUCCUUUGAUGAAUUCAAAGCCUACUUCUCUGAUGGAGUCUUGACAGCUGAGGAAUUAAAGGAGCUCUUCCACACAAUUGACACUCAUAACACAGACAAUGUGGACACUGAUGAACUCUGUGAGUAUUUCUCCCAGCACCUCAGUGAAUAUGAGAAUGUUCUCGCUUCCUUAGAAGACCUGAAUAUGUCGAUACUGAAGGCGAUGGACAAAACAAAGAAGGAUUAUCAGGAGUCCACCCACCUGGAGCAGUUUGUGACCCGCUUCCUGCUGAAGGAGACAACCAAUCAGCUUCAUUCACUUCAAAGCUCACUCGAGUGCGCCAUGGAAACCACAGCCGAGCAGACUCGCCAGGAGAAACAGGGCCCGCUGAAGCCAGAGGUUUUGUCCAUCCAGUGGUCGGGUCGUCGCUCCAAUCGUAGACUUCAGAGGAACAGCAGCCUCUCUCCCAACAACCCUCUCCUCAGUCUUGUCAAUUCAGGUGUUUAUGAUGAAGACAGCCAAUGGAUGAUCCAGGUCAACAGACUGCAGAAGCUUAUUGACCGUCUAGAGCAAAAGGAGAUUCGUCUGGAGCCUGUUGAAGAGGAAGUCUUGGAGAGCAAAUCGCACAUCCUGAUAGUCCAGAGGCAGCUCUCGGUGCUGGAGGAGGAGCUGGAGGAGUUUCGUUUGGCUCUCAGACAGUACAUGGAGUGUGCCUGCGCCCAGACUGGAUGUCUACACAUCGCAGUUCAGCGGCUGGCAAAUGAAUCACGCUUCAUUCUCUAUGAAUUCUGGGAGCACAACAAUGUGUGGAAGAAUCACCUGCAGACCAACUACAGUAAGACCUUCCAGAGGGGGAACGUGGACUUCCUGGAAACUCCUGAGAUCAUAACCACCAUGCUGGUUCCUGCUUCAUGGUGGGUCCUCAACAACAACUGAAAGUGGACGAGCACCCUUCACUUAUCGUCACUGAUGGGUACAGAGAGCAAACAGCCACCUGUCAACAGCAGCGCACACACACACACACUCACACACACUAACUCAACACAACUCGUGAGGUCAUGGUGUUUAGUAUCGAUUUUAUGACCUCCCAUGUUCCUUCAUAGUUAGGUGGUAGCUGAAAUAUCCCGCAUGUGUGUUUUGUUUACACUCCUAGACGACACUUUGACGUCCUAAAAGCAAUGACCUCGUCAGACGGAGACCCAUCUGAUGAUCUGACAUCAUCACUGUGUUUGACGUGACAUCAUCUGCUGCCCAGGGUAGAUCAUAUGAGCUGAUGCGUGCAGUGAAUGUACAUGACACAGCGAGCUGUGUGUGUGUGUGUGAGAGAGAGAGAGAGAGAGAGAGAGAGAGAGAGAGAGAGAGAGAUUGUAUCAAUUGUAGCAGCUCUGGGGAGCUCAUUAAAACAUUACUCUGUUGUUUCUGUAUUUAAUGUGUCAAACUGAGAUAAAAAUCAGUUGGUCAUAAAUAAAGACGAUAUUGUUGUGUA
This is a messenger RNA of Siniperca chuatsi (mandarin fish), 1682 nucleotides long. It is a transcript of the gene necab1, whose product is annotated as N-terminal EF-hand calcium binding protein 1. Gene Ontology annotation, molecular function: calcium ion binding. Bases 89 to 1132 code for a protein of 347 amino acids. Gene Ontology annotation, biological process: regulation of amyloid precursor protein biosynthetic process. Gene Ontology annotation, cellular component: cytoplasm. NCBI's taxonomy places the organism in Eukaryota, Metazoa, Chordata, Actinopteri, Centrarchiformes, Sinipercidae. The record is from RefSeq and is a predicted model, not a curated record. The transcript has 13 exons.